GUGCGAGCUGAGCUCUUUCCCUGAAUGAAUCCAAGUAACCCCAGUGGCUGCCUUCUGAAAUGACCAGCAGACACAUAUCUGCACAGAGGCUGCCCAAAGUAUAAACUCUGGUUCGAAAGUACCAUGUCUAGCCAAGGAAGUCCUGGUGUGGAGUUUUCUACGACAACAGUCAGUUCAGUAGCUGUGCAGGCUGGGGACUCCAAAAUUGUUAUUGCUGUCAUUAAGUGUGGCAAAUGGGUGCAACUUCAACUGGCUGAAUCACAGCCCAAUCUUCUAGAAAUUGGCAGCAAUCAAGAUGAGACCAAAAAACUUCUUCAUGAUCAUGAACUUCUUUUGGCCAAGCUCAAGGCUUUGGAAGACCAGGUAUGGGAACUCCUGCAGGAAGCAGACAAGACAGCUGCAGAGAACAAGGAUCAGAGCCAAGUCUAUGACGCCAUGGCCCACACCUUGGGUGAGGCAUGGGCAGCCCUGGUCUCCAUGCUUGAAAGAAGAAGGGGGCUCCUCAGACUGACGUCUGAAUUUUUUGAAAAUGCCUUGGAGUUUGCUGUUAAAAUAGACCAAGCUGAAGACUUCCUCCAGAGCCCCCAGGAGUUCGAGAGUGCCGAGUCCUUAAAGUCCAUUCUUCAACUCCAUGAACAUCACACCAGAGAACUCUUAGAACAAUCUCUAGCCCUUUUAAACAAAAGUCAACAACUCACUGACUUCAUAGAAAAAUUCAAGUGUGAUGGGCCUAAUGUGAAUCCCAAGCUGAUUCAGGAAGCUCAUAGCAGCUGUCUGAAGAUUGACAACCUUCUUGAACUUCUCCAAGACAGGAGACGGCAACUAGACAAGUACCUGAAGCAGCGGCAGCAGGAACUGGCUCAGGUUCUGCAGAUAUGCCAGUGGGACCAGCAAGAGAAUCAGGUUUCUUGUUGGUUUCAGAAAACCAUGAGAGAUUUACAGGAACAAAGUCUAGGUUUAUCACUCUCAGACAAUGAGGAGCUAAUCUGUGAACAUGAGGAACUGAUAAUAAAAGCAAAGGAAUGGAAUUCUGCUGUUGAGAAGCUGAAGAGCGAGGCAGGUGAGAUUCUACUAUCCAGGGACUACGUGGAGAAAGGACGUCUACAGCUCUCGAAACAGAAGCUGACUCAGCUUCAAGAAGAAUUUGGUCGGCUUACGGUGGAAAGGAAAACCUGCUUGAAACAGGCAAAUGACUUUUUUAACAGCACUAACAAGGCAUUUGAUGUACUUGGAAGAGUUGAAGCUUACCUUAAGCUCCUUACAUCAGAGGGUUUAAGUCUGCCUGUCUUGGCAGCCAGGCAUGAGGAAUUACACAGAGAAAUUAAAGACUGCACAGCUGAUGCUUUGCAAAAGGGACAAGCCUUAAUCAGCCAAGUAGACUCCUGCAGCUCUCAGGUGACUGGUGUCCAUGACAUGAUGGGAUGCAUUCAGAGGCGAGUGGAUCAGCUGACCGAACAGUGUUCAGCGCACGAGGAACUUGCUCUUAAGAAACAACAACUAACAGCCUCAGUAGAAGGCUACCUAAGGAAGGUGGAAAUAUCAGUUGAGAAAAUAAGUCCAACACUUUGCAGUGCAGUGGAUGUUGGUUCCAGCCUUUCGGAAUCAGAGAAGAUUUUGAGUGAAUAUUUGAAACUGGAUAUCCAAGCUAAGGAGACAUCACAGGAAUUAGAAGCAGCGGCAAAACUUAUGACAGAGAAAAAUGAAUUUGAACCUGAUGAAGUGGCAUCGCUUUCUUCCAAAGUGAAAUGGCUAGAGGUAGAAUUAAAAAUACUUGGCCAAAGCAUCGGCUACAGGUCACGAGUCUUGCAAACUUACGUGGCAUUUCUCCAGUCGUCAGAGGAGGUAGAGGAACGAUGUCAGAGCCUAAAGGACUUUUACCAAACUGAAAUUCUCUGGAAGGAAGAGGACAAUGCUGAAGCUACGCAUUGGUCUGACAAAGCUGAGAAGGAGUGGCACCUAUUUUUAAAGAGGAACUUUUUAACUCAGGAUCUGGGGCUUCAGUUCAUUAAUUUAAUAAAUAUGGCAAAAGAAAAUGAAAUAUUAAACGUGAAAAAUGAAGUGCACAUUACAGAGAACACUCUGGAAAGCCAGAAGGCCGACAAAGAAGAACUCAGCCACCUUCGUUUGGCAUCGCAACUUAAAGCCAGCGCAAGCAAGCCUGUGAAGCAACAGUGGGGAGCAUUCAAAGAGCAACUUAGGAAGACUACUUACCACUUAAAACUUCUUCAGGAAGCACUUAUGCCUGUGUCUGAACUUGACCUUGGAGGGAGCUUCCAGACCAUUUUAGGUCUACAGAAAAAAUGGAAUGAAAUGAAGCCUCAGUUCCAGCAACUGAAUGAUGAGGUUCAGUACCUUAUAAAAGAAUCAGAAGAGUUAAGUGGCAAAGGAGUCCCUGUGAAAGAGAAGUCCCAACAGUUGAAGGACCUUGUUCACCUCCAUCAAAAACAGAAAGACAGGAUCCAAGAUUACGAGGGUAUCCUGUACAAGGUUGUCCAAUUCCACCAAGUCAGGGAGGAGCUGGGACAUCUCAUCAAAUCAAGGCAAUUAGAGUUUCUAGAACAGCCAAAGGAACUGGAUGAUGCUCAUGGAGCCCAGGUUCACCUAGAUCGCUUUCAGGAAAAGCAGGCACAUAUAGACCAUCUCCACAAACUGGCCCUUUCCCUGGGCGUAGAGGUCAUCUCAUGUGUGCAGCGGCCGAACUGCUUUAAUGUUUCUGCAAAGAAUCUCCAGCAGCAGCUGGACAUCCUUGAGAGGGACAGUGUGAACUGGCGUGCCAAAGCCAAGGAGUGUGAACAGACCCUGAUCCGCAGCUUGGAGUACUGCACCACCAGGGACAAUGUAGCUGAGCUCAAAGAGUCAUUCAAAGAUAUCAAAAAGAAAUUCAACAAUUUGAAAUUUAAUUACACUAAGAAAAAUGAAAAAGCUCGCAAUCUGAAGGCUCUUAAAUAUCAAAUUCAACAAGUUGAAACAUAUGCUGAAAAAUUACAGGCUUUGAAAAGGAAAAUAGACAGAAUUGAAACUAAACCUUCUGAUUCUUUCUUAAAUUAUCCAAAUAAGAAAGUUAAUGUCCUUUUGGAAGCCAUGAAGGAUCUGCAGAAACGUGUGGAUGAGUUUGACAAAGUUGUGACAGAUUACAGGAAGAAUUUGAACCUGACUGAACAUCUACAGGAGAUAAUAGAAGAGUGUCACUUUUGGUAUGAAGAUGUAAGUACCACAGUUGUAAGAGUUGGAAAAUAUUCCAUGGAGUGCAAGACAAAGGAAGCUGUGGAAAUCCUCCACCAGCAGUUCAAUAAAUUUAUCACACCCUCAGUGCCUCAGCAAGAAGAAAGAAUUCAGGAGAUCAGCGACAUUGCUCAGCGCUUAUAUGGUGUUGAGGAAGGGCAGAAAUAUGCUGAGAAAAUAGUGGCAAAACACAAAGAGGUUCUUGAAUCUAUUACUGAAUUAUGUGUCUCUCUCACAGAGCUUGAAGAAAAACUGAAGCAGGGAGAUGUUUUAAAGAUGAAUGUGAAUUUGGAAGACUUCCAUGAUGACUGUAUUGACCUACUGAAAGAACCAGUGAGAAAUAAGCAGACAAUAUUCCAUGAAGAAAAAAAUAAGGAGCAGGCACAGGUCGCAGAUCUCUUGGCCAUCAAUGGAACAGGAGAGGGUCAGCUUCCACAGGACCUGUCCUCUGGCAAGCAGGGUGGUAUCCGAGGUCUGCGCCUGCCCUCAGACAUGCCUUCAGGGGAAGAGUAUGAGUGUGUCUCACCUGAUGAUGUCUCUUUGCCUCCACUUCCUGGAAGCCCUGAGUCCCCCCUCGCACUGUCUGACAUGGAGGUGGACCAGCGUGCCAGCCCCACUCUCAGACUUCACACAAGCAGCUGCCCGAUGCAGACAGGGGCCAGCCAUCCAAGGGAGGCCCAGGAGCCUGGCCUUCCACCACCGGCUGCCUUUGCUGAUGCUUGCGAUUAUAAGACAGAAACAUUUUCAAGUCAUUUUGAGAGGCCUUACCCCCAAUUCAAAGCUGAGCUCCCAUUAACCUCCCAAGGAUCUCUGGAAGAGAGUACAGCUUUCUGCAAAAUCAAUGCUAAACAUCCAGAGAGCAUGCCGAGUGAAGUGCAUGAGAGAGCUUUACAGCAGCACCCUCAGGCUCAGGAAAGUUUGCUAGAAACAUGGGAGACAAUGCAUGCUGAUAAUAACGUCACUAAAACUCCAGAUAGGAUGCAUGUUUCUCAGGAUGCAUUCUCAGGCUUCGGGUUUCAAUCAGGUCCUGGUGGGGCCUAUCAGAGGCAAAUGGCUCCCCGAGAAGAAAUUAAAAGCACAUCAGCAAAGAACAGCAUGGUCAGCCUAGCUGGCCAGGCCCCCAGUUUCUCCAGGCUCCUGUCCAAUGUGACUGUCAUGGAAGGUUCUCCAGUGACUCUGGAAGUUGAAGUAACCGGAUUCCCAGAGCCUACACUGACCUGGUUCAAGAAAGGCCAGAAAUUGUCUGCAGAUGGCCACUUACAGGUUUUACACAAGGAGGCAAGACAUUUGGUGUUCAUUCCGAAGGCAUGUGAGGCAGAUGCAGGCCUCUAUGUGGCUCAGGCCCAAAACUCUAGUGGCAUUCUCUCUUCCAAUGUCAUCCUCCACGUGACAGGUAACCAGAGGCCACCAAUCACAAGAAUAAACUGGAUAACGCUGUGUGUCAUCUAUGUUAGUGUGUCCCUAAUGUACUGGCUACUCACACAGUAACUGUGGGGUUGGCAUCCACGGACAUCAUUCUGACAAGCCUGAAGGACAGCACUACAGCUGUGUAUUUUCAUGCAUCUCCCACAAAACAUCCCGCACCAAGUGUACCUUUGUUCUGGGCAUAUUGCUUAUUUGGCUUAUACCACUGCUUGGUGAAAUAAUGAAGUGUUUUUUUUAAUGUUUUAAUGUAUUUGAGGAGUUUGGUAAAUUAUUAGCAAUGGAUAAGGAUACAUUUUUAUAUCUAGAAAGAGAUGUGUUAAUAUAAAAUACAGUAAAAUUAUGCUUUGCUUAUUCCCUCCUAAUUUAAGAGCAUGCAGAUCAAAGGCUCACAUCAUCAUAGAGAUGUGAGUUAAAUUUUAAAUCCAAUUUGUUGAUCUUUUAUUUUUAAUUUACUCAUAGACGUCUCUUUGUAGCAUAACAGUAAGAAUUUUGAAGCAAUUGCUUUCAUUUAUUGCAUAAGCUGUGCUUUCAUUUUGUGUUUCAUGUCUUGAGCUCAUUUAUUGAAAUAUAUUCUAUGUAGUUUCAACAUAGCCUACAUUCCUAAGUCUGAGGAUGCCACUGUCAAUAAUCAUUCCUCAUAUUGGUCUCACGGGUUUGACUUUGAAGAACAGAUGUGCUGGCAAUGUUACAUGGAGUUUCAAGCUUCCAUCAGCUGUGCAUGCUGUAAGAGCAAGAUGGGACACAGGCUGCAGGGAUGGACCAACAUUAUUCCUGUCGUGCCACUGGCGUGCUUUGGGAAGCCAUGUAUAUACAACUACAGUUGGUUGCUCCUGAUUCUCAUCCUGAUUCUGCUGCUGACCUUUUUUGCAGCUUGUAGUAGGGCAUCUCAGGAUCUCAGUUUCCCAUUUGGAAAACGGGUUCUUCAUGUACCUCUUGGGUAGUUGAGCGUUUUCAUUUCAUGUCUUGUAACGACCUGGAAAACAGAAAGCACUCUAUGUAGGCUUAGCUAUAGUGUUUAUUUAAUUAUCACACUGCCUCCUGUCCACUAUUUCUUUUUCAGAUGCUGUUUCUUUAGAAUAUUAAAUUAAAAGAGUAGUGUUAGUAUGUGCUUUCCAGCUAUUCCCAUAUGGGAAAAUGAUGUUUUAUGAAUUGGAGUUUAAAUUUCUUUCUAAUUUCUGAACACUACACCCUUUCCAAAGACUUGAAAUUAAACUCAGGAGGACACAACUAGUAUGGUCUAGGGGAGGAAAGUGUGUAAUAAAAUAACCUAAGAUGAAUUGUCUAUCCUUUUAAUUAUCACUGUAAUUUUGAUGACUGUUCUAUGCCUUUCUGAAAUACAUUAUUAAGAAAAGAUGAUCAUCUUUUCAGUUCCUUUCAAAAGUAAACAUGAAUAAAAAGCAUGUGUUUUUAGAUUUUAAACAUAAUCUUGUCAUGCUAGGGUAAAAUUUUUAGUUGAAAGAAUAAUUCACUAUAGGUUUUUGGUGAAGGGAAGGAAUUAAUUGUGUUGUAGUAAGACUGUCUACAAAUAAUAAAAGGUUUUAAAUGCAAUAUAUUCAAGUUAUUAUUAAAAAGUUACUACAUGUUAUCUAACAGUGUGAAAUGUGGUUCAGUAAGAAGUUGGCAUAUUUUUUCUUGUGCUGCAUAUUCAAUUUUACUAAAUGAUUGAAUUUAAUUUUCUUCCACAUUUUGACAGAAACCUAUUAGAAACUUAUAUACUAGAAGUGUCCUAGGAAAAUUCAUAGUCUCGUAACUCUCUUAUCAUCUUUGUCCAGUUUCAAGUAUUCGGCAUAUCUUGCCUAACUGCUAUUCCCAUGUUGAUACUAAAGGGUAAAACCCAUUUAUGUUCAAGGAGGGCACAAAGACUAAAUAACAAAUUACUGUUCCACUCUGUCUCCUUCUUGUUAAUUUAGCAGGAUCUCCCUUUCUAUUUUGUCAGCUUAGUUAAAUUUGUGGUUUGGAUUGUUAAGGCAUAGAAAUUGCUGGUUUAUUUUACCUGUUGCAUGCUACUUAAUGUUAAUCCUUUGGGGAUCUGGGUGAGAUAUACAUAUAACCAUGGUGUAUGAUCAAAUAAGGAAUAUAAAGCUCCUGAUAUAUGUGAUGUAUAUACAGAUUUUAAGCUCAAAUAGAGCUCAAAUAUUGAGAAAAAGCAUUAUACUGAUAUUUAAGAAAUCAUUCAGAUCUGUGUGUCAUCUAUCCAUCCAUUCAUCCAUCUACCUGUUUACCUACCCACCUAUUCUUCUGGGCUAUCAAUUGACUAUCUAGUAAUUCCCACAACAAUGAAGAAUAAUUAGCUAUCCAUUAUCCUUCUGGUUAUAUUUCAAUUGUAAAGACUUAAGUAAGAUUCUCCUUUUUGCUAAGAAUUCUGUCUUGAUCAAAGAAUUCUCUUUACUAAAAGAUGAACUUCCUAAAAUUAUUAACUAAAAAUGAAAAACCUAGAAAAUUCAAGUGAGGUUUCUAUUUUAAGAUAUAUGUGAUUUAUACCCAUUUACUUCUAGGGAAAAUUCUGGACAGUUAUUAAUAUCAAAAUACUUUUCAACAAGAAAGUGAAAAUGACAGGGAAGAUUAAAAAGAAUAUGUGCUUGACACCUUGAAGCCAUAUAACACAAAAUGUGUUUUGAACUUCUUCGUAUAAGGCAAAAUCAUCUAGUUUUCCAGUUCCGAUUUUCUAAUAAAAGGAUGUAUUAAGAUUUCAUGGUAGUCUUUUUCACACUCAAUUCCAGAAGAUAUUUACUGUAGGAAUCCUUACAUUUGAAUCUCUAUGUAUUCUAUAGCUAAAAUAUUUGGGGAAAAAGACAGGAAUAUGUAGCUGUUUCAUUCAGUAAGGCUAGCAUUAUUUAUAAUCAAACACAUGCUUAAAAUAAGAUUAUUGUAAGAACCUUGUAUUCACUUCACCCAAGUUCAGAUUCCUUCAGAGAGCACACAAGACCCUGUAGUUCCUGGCCUCCCCUUCCCAGCCUCUGUUCCCAUCCUCCUGGUGCCCCCAACACAGCGACAUUUAACUUCAGGUUUCUGCCCUAUCACGCUCUUUAUUUUUUCCACUCCCUUCUUCCUGGAAAUCUCUUAUGACAUUCUACGCUGUUUUCAUGUGGCUUCA
Manis pentadactyla (Chinese pangolin) is the source of this 7741-nucleotide messenger RNA. It is a transcript of the gene CCDC141, whose product is annotated as coiled-coil domain containing 141. The transcript has 24 exons. The record is from RefSeq and is a predicted model, not a curated record. Bases 124 to 4710 code for a protein of 1528 amino acids. Lineage: Eukaryota; Metazoa; Chordata; Mammalia; Pholidota; Manidae.